AUUUGAUGUGCUUCUAUAAAGGACGAACUAUAUUUGAAAUGUUAGUUGCUGUGCGAGAAGCUAUCUGAUCGGACGCUAACUAGUCUAUUUAAUGCUUCCAGCUGAUUGCGGACCAAGAUGUUUCUGAGUGUUGUCAUGGUGAUGUAUGUCAUAACGCCAGGCGUCAAGACUCAAAACACUAUCACGCCAGUUGGCUUCACCAAUGAAACAAGAGGCGACUUGUCGCUGGCACCCCAGCAAAGUGGGUUAACGAAUGAGCCAAGUGACGUAUCAUCACCGGCACCCCAGCCAAGUGGGUUAACGAAUGAGCCAAGUGACGUAUCAUCAGCGGCACCCCAGCCAAGUGGGUUAACGAAUGAGCCAAGUGACGUAUCAUCACCGGCACCCCAGCCAAGUGGGUUAACGAAUGAGCCAAGUGACGUAUCAUCACCGGCACCCCAGCCAAGUGGGUUAACGAAUGAGCCAAGUGACGUAUCAUCACCGGCACCCCAGCCAAGUGGGUUAACGAAUGAGCCAAGUGACGUAUCAUCACCGGCUAUCCAGCCAAUUGGCUUCACCAAUGAAACAAGAGGCGACUUGUCACUGGUUUCAGCUGUCAAAGAAGCUAGUAUAAAGGUUGCUACCACUUUCCAAGUCGUAUGCGAUAAAUGCGACUACGACAAAGGCUAUGGCUACGUGAGAGAUCCACACGACUGCGACACCUACUACCAGUGCGUGAAGGACAGGAAGAUCUACUACACAUUUCACUGCUCCCCCGGUCUUGUGUGGGACAACAAGGCUCUGACUUGCAACUGGCCGCAUCUCGUGCACGGCUGCAGCGAACAGCCAGACCCAUGUGAGUUCAUGGCGUCAGACCCAGACAACCCCUACGGCUACAAGGUGCUCACCUCGGGGAAUUGGCUAUUCAAGACUUGUCCAGUCGGAGAGAUGUAUGACCCUCACACAUGCACGUGUGUACCGGACCCUUGUUACAACAAGGAGCACGACCCGAGAAACCCCAGGGGCUACAAGCUGUACGUUAAUAGGAAAUGGGUAAUGAAGCUCUGCGCAUUCUGGCAGAUCUACAAUCCCAAAACCUGCACAUGUGUGGCCGACCCUUGCUACCAGAAAAAGGCCCACCCAGCUAACAAGCACGUGUACCUGCAGUAUGUCCACUACAAAUGGAUCGUGCGUCCGUGUGCACAAGGAACGGCUUACAACAAAACCUCCUGCAACUGCGACAUACACUCCAGCGUGUCCAGCAUUCAAGGUUGUACGCCUGUUCUGUAUCUACCUCUGUUCUACAACACCAAAGACGUCGCUCACAACCACCACGUGGACAACCACGGCGUGUACAUCCACUACGACAUCCCUGCAGCAGUGUGGGACGGCAGUAGCUCUCUCAGCGUCCCUUACUUCAGAAACGGUUACUAUGGUGAUGAGCUGACCAUAUCCUUUUACUACUUCCGCGUUGACAACACCACCCGCGUCGUUGUGAGCAACUCAUUGUGCGAUGGUGAAGAAGCCACCAUCUACAUCAUCGUGGUCUUCGACGGAGUCUGUUUCCAUGUCACAAACCAUUACGGACAAAAAGUUGUGAUGUGUGUUCCAUGUCCGGCAGCAACAGGUUGGAGCUUUGCCAUGUUGAAAAUCCAUAAUGGUAAAAUGAUUGGCGUCACUGGAUCGGACUACAAGGUGCUGGACUUCUAUGGCAAGAUAUCCCCAACAAAAUGCCCGUUGAGUAUCGGAAAAGGCCUGGAUCACCCCAACUUCUACGGGAAAAUUGUCCAGUUUGUGAUGUACGUUGGGUGCAAUCCUCAUCUCUUCCGCAACGCCUCUGCCCUUGUCAGGGAGGGUAGCGUCAGUACUCCCCUUGUCGGAACCACAGAAGUCCCCAGCCUGUGACGUCUUAAACGUAUUGGACAUCACCAACCAUGUAUCUCAACUCGGUGUCAACUGUAUACAUAAUUCUGUCUUGUUGUAGUAUCUUAUGUGUAUUUUCAUGCUGUGUGAUGCAUCUCUAGCCAAUCUGUCUCCUGCCUCGUGUCCUCUGUGUAUACUUCCUGUGUGAUACUUCCUGUCUCUUGUGUGUCCCUGCAUCUCUAGCCAAUCUGUCUCUUGCCUCGUGUCCUCUGUAUACUUCCUGUGUGAUGCAUCUCUAGCCAAUCUGUCUCUUGCCUCGUGUCCUCUGUAUACUUCCUGUGUGAUGCAUCUCUAGCCAAUCUGUCUCUUGCCUCGUGUCCUCUGUAUACUUCCUGUGUGAUGCAUCUCUAGCCAAUCUGUCUCUUGCCUCGUGUCCUCUGUAUACUUCCUGUGUGAUGCAUAUCUAGCCAAUCUGUCUCUUGCCCUCGUGUCCUCUGUAUACUUCCUGUGUGAUGUAUCUCUAGCCAAUCUGUCUCUUGCCCUCGUGUCCUCUGUGUACUUCCUGUGUGAUGCAUCUCUAGCCAAUCUGUCUCUUGCCCUCGUGUCCUCUGUAUACUUCCUGUGUGAUGCAUCUCUCGCCAAUCUGUCUCUUGCCCUCGUGUCCUCUGUAUACUUCCUGUGUGAUGCAUCUCUCGCCAAUCUGUCUCUUGCACUAGUUUCCAUGAUAUGCGUACUUCCUGUGUGAUGCAUCUCUCGCCCACCGAUGUCUUUCCGUCAUGUUCUCUGUAUGUGUACUUCCUAUCAUCACACGGCACGGUCCCCACACACCUGGACACCUCUACUGCUUCCUAUCAUCACACGGCACGGUCCCUACACACCUGGACACCUCUACUGCUUCCUAUCAUCACACGGCACGGUCCCCACACACCUGGACACCUCUACUGCUUCAUGUAACUUGCUGUACCUACUACAGUCCGUUUGAGUCAAAUUCUCCCCUAAUUAAUUUCCCUCAAAAGAAAUAAUCGGAAAUGACUCAAUCCAACACCAAAGCGACAGAAUUUCGCUAUAAUUUAACAGUGGACCACCCCUCUCACGUCGUUCUACACACUUUUCUUCUCUAGAGCUUCCUGUCACCUGCACCUGCUAUCCCCGACAGUAGACCACUCUUCUCACCCAAUCCUACACCCUUUUCUUCUCUAGAGUUUCCUGUCACCUGCACCUGCUAUCCCCGACAGUGGACCACUCUUCUCACCCAAUCCUACACCCUUUUCUUCUCUAGAGCUUCCUGUCACCUGCACCUGCUAUCCCCGACAGUGGACCACUCUUCUCACCCCAUCCUACACCCUUUUCUUCUCUAGAGCUUCCUGUCACCCAUGCCACUGACAAUCAUUUCUGUGAUGAAGAUAUACGAUUGAAACAGCUCUUCUUCCCGAGACUAGUUUGGAUUGUUCUGUCAUUGUGUACACAUAUCACUGAUCACAUAGGGACACUGGCGAUGAAAUACUGAACGUUGAAGUGCCUAGUAAGCUGCUGACGCUACCGGGGACACCUUCCCCAUUCCUUCUCUUUUCUUGCUUCUGUACAUCGCCUCUUAUUUGAUCGCAUUAGUAUUUUAUUGUGGACAGAUUGAUCUACGGCAAAUAAACGUUUCUCAGCAUUG
Molecule: messenger RNA, 3502 nt
Organism: Haliotis rubra (blacklip abalone)
Lineage: Eukaryota; Metazoa; Mollusca; Gastropoda; Lepetellida; Haliotidae
Exons: 19
Coding region: 118-1884 (588 amino acids)
Cellular component (GO): extracellular region
Molecular function (GO): chitin binding
Source: RefSeq, a predicted model, not a curated record